UCAUUUAUUUUUGUAUUUAAGUUUUUAACUGUAUAGGUGAGUGUGUUUUAAACCGUAUUCUUAUACUUUGUACGGUUCUGUACAGUCCUGAUGCUCUUAAUGUGAGUUUUUAUGAAUGUUGCACCUUUUUUUUAACAUGGAAGUGUUUAAAACUCAGGGUUGCCAGAUCUCAGGGGCGUGUCGGAGAUUUAAAGUAAAAGCAAAACAAAGUAGUAAGGAAGUAGAGUUCAAACUUCAGCUGAACACACACAUGAGGUCUUCGUUUCAUAUUAAACACACUUUCUUUCUCUCAGUCUUGAAGAUUCACUCGGUGUCUGGGAUUAAUGGACAUUUUAUUUAAAUCCAUCUUCACUUUUCUUAAGGCCUGGAUGUGGUUUUAUUCUGCUUUUUCUGUUUUUGGUCUCUGGCCGUCGGAGUUAAAGGUCUUUUAAUCAGUGAUUCCAGAUACGUGAAAAGCUACAAGAUCCAAAUGCUCCUGUUCAAUUGUCUGAUGUUAACCUUUAUUGCCUUUGUGUCAGUUGAACACUUUGUGAAGAUCAGACGUAAUGAGUCGGUUACUCUGCCCUGUAAACGGAGAUGUCCUGGUUUGGUCAGAUGGGUCAUGAGCCACAGUCGAGAUGUUGUUGUUGCACAGUGUGACCAAACGUCCUGCAGCUCAGAGGCAGGGUACGACAUGUCUCACUCUCUGUACCUGAAAGCAGAUCUCUCUCUCAACAUCACUGCAGCUGAUUACCAUCAGAGAUCCUGGUACACGUGUCAGUGUGAUGGUAAAGACGUCUGUGACGUGCGCCUCAGUGUGGAGCGUGUUAACUUCAGCAAAGCGCUCAAACCUGGAGAUUCACUCACUGUGGAUUUGCUGAUCUCAGAGAGAGUAAAGAUCACAUUUAACAGGAGUCAUGAUGAUGGAACUCAGAGCUCUGUGACACUCUGUACAGUCGAGGGACGUGACGUUGUCUGUAACCCAGAAUAUAAGAAGAGAACCUCUUUCCACUCGUCUUUCUCUCUGACAGAUUUAAAGGAGAGUGACUGUGGUGUCUACACCGUGUGGGACACUGAGAAUGAUGAGAUCAUAUCUACAUACACUGUCUCACUCACAGGAAAGAACAGACCUCCGUCUUUACAAGGUGGAGAGUCUUGCAGCAGCUUGCUUGUUGCAGUCGUGUUCUUUUUGGGUUUGGUGCUUGGCGUUUUACUGCAGAUUUUCGUCUUUCCAUGGAUAUCAAAAUGGUUUAAUCGGGCCAAGAAAAAAAUAUCAAAGAGUUUUGAGUGUAAUCAGACCACUGCAGAGGAGAAUUAUGAUGAACUGAGUCGGGCCGACAAACAAAACAAAAGUGUAGCCUAUUAGCAGAAAGGGGCGUGUCUUGUCAAUAUGCGGUGGAGAGAGUCUUCAGUGCGCAUGUGUGACAUUAGCAGAAAGCGAUUGAAAGAUUGACAUGGCGGAGACCUGCCGUUACCUCUGCCUCAGGUUCUAGGUGUUGAACGUCGUCUUCCGCGUGAAACGGAGCUAAACCGUUCACGGUACAACACACAGUACUACAAAAACACAUUUGUAUUACCAUAGUAUUACUCAUUGAGUUCAUUUAUUGAUAAAAAUAUCCUCUCGGCCAGCUGCCCCAGCAGGUUCCGCCAUAAUAGUUGCCUGGGUUGUUUUCCUCACUAACAUCUGCCGGUUGUUUUAAUAAAAACCUGUCUGGUCGGCAUAUCAGAUGCGGUGUAGUCGCACAAGUUCAAAUUUCUUAACGGAUUCAACGCUUAAAACGGAUCUGAAAAUUACGGAUCCGCAGAUGGUCGGCACCUCGCAGCGCCUUUGCGACUCUCCAUAGGAAAUGAAUGACUUCCGUUUUAUCGGCCGUCGUUUGUCGUGUGCAGUUGAAAGGCGGCUUUAACCGAGUGAGACGCGGGAAGCUGAGGCGGGGGAAACAGCACACGUGGUUGUUGGGGAUCUUUGUUUCGGCGGCUCGGAUGCUCGUAUCUCAAAAAUUUGCUCGUAUCUCAAGCCAAAAAUAUGGUCGAAUCACAGCUCGUAUCUCAAAAAAUUCGUAUGUCAAAGCACUCGUAUCUCGAGGCAUCACUGUAGUGUUAAUUUCGUCAGACGAGACGAGAUGAAAUAUGUUCGUCAACAACCUUUUUUUUCAUGACUAAGACGAGACGAUGACAAGACUGCACCACUGUCCAAAAACGCUGACUAAGACUAAAUUAACAUGCAUUAUUGUUGACGAAAAAAGACGAGACGAAAAUGUUUUGUAUAAAAUAAAAACUAAGAUAAAAUCUCUUCAUUUUCGUCUACAAUUGAGUCUGCUUUUUCAUCAGCUGUUACGCCUUUAAAAUAUUCACGAGUUUGCGGCUUCGCUGUUGCUCAAGUUACAGGUCCGUGAAGCGGAUCCCGCUUAUUAUAUUGCUACCUACCAAAUAAAUCAAUAAUUUGACACAAAAUGAUGAUGUAAAAAGGAGUUUAUUGAUUUAAAAACGAUUGUAUUGCUUCCUCUAAAGAAAAUAGUGCGCUCCGUCUCUACGGUUAGAAUCUUGUGUGUCCAUGGCAACGCUCUGUUUUUCAUGGCAACGGUGUGUUAUAGUUCGCAGCGGUCUGUUAUCAAGUAAUAAAAUAGUGUGUGCGUAGGAAGAAUUCGUCCACACGCCGCUCAAAAUAAAUAAAUAAAUGAAUAAAAACUCCUGAGCGCAAGUCCACCCUAGGUCUAGGCAGGCUUUUUGUGUUAAAUUAUAUUUCCUGUCGCUGCGCAGGCUCUUUUAUUGUACAUGACAGCUUAUGUCCCAAUGACCGGUCUUUGCAUUACAAUUAAAAGCAGUAUCAAUAAAGUAAAAAUUGUGAUGUGCAGUCAAGUUCGAGUGUAUGCACUGUUUAAACAAGUGUUCUCAACUUCUCACUGAUACUUUUGUGAUUCGUGGAGUUUUGACAAGUUUUAUAGCCUUGAUAUUGUUGCUUAUUCAAAAGAGGUGACAGAAAAAACUCAGCACCCCCAACCUGAAACCUCUUCCCACCCCCCCGUCACAAUCACAUCAUAAUCAAAAUGAAUAAUUAGGAUUAAAAACAAAUGUAUAUGUGAGGGAAUCAAGUUUAACAAUUACAUGUAAUAUUGCUCCAAAUAUCAAUAAUGGUGUGGUCUUACCAUGUAUUGGUAUCCAGAUGUGGUCAAGCUACAAUUUUCUGACUAAAACUAGACUAAAAUUAAAAGACUUUUAGUCGACUAAAACUUGACUAAGAUACCUUGAGUUUUCUUUUGACUAAAACUAGACUAAAAUGACGGGACUUUUAGUUGACUUAAACUUGACUAACAAAAAAGAUAUGUGAAUGACUAAAUAUGACUAAAACUAACAAGGACAUUUGGCACAAGACUAAGACUAAAUUAAAAAUAGGUGACGAAAUUAACACUACAGAGAGAUAUGUGUUUGAGUAUUAUAUGUCUUUAUUUUUGUAGUUUUCACAGUAUCUUUGUAAAGAGAGAGAUAGAGCAAAAUACAUUUCCAAAAGACAUCUGUAUGAUGAUCUGUAUGAUAUGAAUGUUUUUAUAUAAUUAUGUGCUUUUGCAUUAAAUACUGUGUCAGACUUGGGAGAAAGAACAAGAGGCCCUCGUCCCAGUCGUUAACUUUGUAUGUGUUACAAAGAUGGGAACUUUAGGGGAGUUUAAGAGCUGAAAAUGGAAUGUGGCCUUGCUGAGGAGAUAACUCAAAGGGAUACAUCUUUAGUAACCAGGGAGGGUGCAUGAACACACACACACACACACACACACACACACACACACACACACACACACACACACACACACACCUGGGGUACAAAAGAGAGAACUAAAACACUAGAAUUUGCUUUUUCACUGUGUAGAAUUUGUACUGUAUGGAAGAUGCCUUUUUCUGCAGAAAAAUAAAAAACUUUGCUUUUACCA
Tachysurus vachellii is the source of this 3899-nucleotide messenger RNA. RefSeq lists its product as uncharacterized. The transcript is spliced from 6 exons. The coding region runs from base 470 to 1345 and encodes 291 amino acids. The record is from RefSeq and is a predicted model, not a curated record. Lineage: Eukaryota; Metazoa; Chordata; Actinopteri; Siluriformes; Bagridae.